Molecule: messenger RNA, 972 nt
Organism: Adineta ricciae
Lineage: Eukaryota; Metazoa; Rotifera; Eurotatoria; Adinetida; Adinetidae
Source: the annotation of a GenBank genome assembly
AUGACAAGUAACGUUUCUCUCGAAACACCUUUGAUCGAUAGUCAUAUUGGUUUGUACAUUACAAUAAUUGUCUCGUCUCUAUCCAUGAUUAUCUCUACAUUUGCUUGUAUUCUGAUAAUAUUCCUGACGAUCAUUACACCAAAAUUGCAUUCUCCAACGAACUUACUCGUGUCUAGUACAUGUUUGAGCACAUUGGUUUAUUUAAUCAUAUCCAUCGUAAAUAGUUUCAUCUUCUAUACCGAUUCGAACUCUACAGAUUGGUCGUGUCGAAUUCGAGCUUAUGCUUACUAUGUUUCCUUGAACCUUGUGAUUUACUCCUAUGUUAUCCAAGCAAUAUCGCGUUUAUUUUGGACUGUUUUAUAUAAAUAUCGGUAUCUGCUAACAAUGAAAUGUCAUAUACGUCUUCUAAUUUUGAAAACAAUCAUUUCAACUCUCUUGCCAUUAUCAACUCUGAUCACCGAUCAUGUUAUUUUUCGUCCAUUGAAACUCUGCGUUGUGCCAAUGAAGUAUACCAUUCACGUUUUCUAUCUUCUAUCAGUCGGUUUUCUUAUCCCACUGUUGAUCAUUACGAUCCUUUACGCAAUUAUCUAUCGACAUAUAAUUCGUUCCACCGCAAAUUUUCGACGUGCGACACGAGAUGCUGAAAUAGCUCGAAAUAUUCUCAUUCUUCUUGGCAUUUUCCUUCUCGGUGGUAUUCCAACUGUGAUCUAUGUCAUUGUUUCCAACAAAACGGUAUCGUCACCGAGAAGUUUAUUCUUACUCGCCGUUACGGCACCUUCUGUCGCAGUGGCGAGUGAGAGAAUAAUGAGUAUUCUUCUCAACAAAGAAAUUCGCAAAGCAUUAACAAUACAAUGGACAGCCCGAUUUGCUAGUGAUCGUCUAUCUACUACUGGAGUUCAACCAUUAAUAUUCAUCAAUCAAUCUGCAGGAAGAGUCGCUUACAUUUCGAAACUACAAGAAAUUCGAUCAUAA